Molecule: messenger RNA, 2030 nt
Organism: Patiria miniata (bat star)
Lineage: Eukaryota; Metazoa; Echinodermata; Asteroidea; Valvatida; Asterinidae
Exons: 8
Coding region: 756-1238 (160 amino acids)
Source: RefSeq, a predicted model, not a curated record
CAAUUUUGCGCGCCGCUCGCCGCGCAUGCGUGUUUUGCUCACGGUCGUCUGCGUUUGUGGUUUCGUUCGCGGUAUAGCCAUUUUUCACCCGAAAAUUUCUCUUUUUAACUCACGCAUCCUAAUGUACAACCGAUGUCCUGUCGUUUUUGAACAAUCAAAGAAGUAUUUUAGCCACUAAUUUCUGCAUCAACGGACUCUGAAUGAUGUUUUUGGACCUCUGAAAAUUGGGAAUCCUGCAGCCAAUAUGGCGGUCGUGUGGAUCUGCUGGAACCAAACCUUGUCAGAUGUGCGAGGUAUGUUUUGCAUGCUUUCUGUUUUUUUCCUCGCUCCGUGGUUUUGCUAAUGUGAUAUUGGGUGUUGCAAACCUCCCAAAGACCAAGCAGUUAGCCUACUUCAAUGUCCUUGAGAGCAUAGGAGGCCUCAUCUCAGCAGGAGUCUUCAUCUAUGAGAAUGGGCUGUUAUGAUUCCAGUUGGCCACACUUCUAGACACAGCCUAUGGACUCCUGGUGGAAAAACAACGGCGCAAGCUGAAUGAGAGAUACGCCAUCUACUUAGAGCAACGUUACCUUGGAUGCAUCAAGAAAAAAGUCCUUGAGAGCAUAGGAGGCCUCAUCUCAGCAGGAUCUUCAUCCAUGAGAAUGGGCUAUUACGAUUCCAGUCGGCCACACUUCAUGAAACAGCCUAUGGACUCCUGGUGGAAAAACAACGGCGCAAGCUGCAUGAGAGAUACGCCAUCUACUUAGAGCAACGUCACCAUGAAUUCAUCAAGGAAAAAAGAUCUUGGUCAUCCUCCAUCACCCACUUGCCGGCACAGAUUUGCGCCACUACCAGUUCUUGUCCAGUUUCGCCAAUUCCUGUGGUUGCGACAUCAUGGAGAUGUCCUUGAGAGCAUAAGAGGCCUCAUCUCAGCAGGAUUUUCAUCCAUGAGAAUGGGCUAUUACAAUUCCAGGCGGCCACACUCCAAGAAACAGCCUAGGGACUCCUGGUGGAAAAGCAACGGCGCAAGCCGCAUAAGAGAUACACCGUCUACAUUAAGAGCAACGUUACUGCGGAUUCAUCAACGAAAAAAAAAGGAAGACAUUCAGCCAAACAAGAAGAGUCGAAUGGUUCAGCAGAGAAAGGAAGACAUUCAGCCCAAAAAGAAGAGUCGAUCGAAUGGUUCAGCAGAGGGGUUUGAGGACUGCAUCUUCAAGCUCGAGAUGCAAGGAGCCUGCAUUACUUGGCCCAGCUUGAGCUGACACUGAAGAGGAGUUACACAACAUGCUGCUGUUCUGUGUGCCCGAACCGAUUUAUUUUAUGAGAGGCCUAUAGAUGAAAAGUUACAAUUCACACGUUCGCCUUUGAAAGAAUACGCCACAGAAGUAGGACAUGAUGCGGGUCAUCUCCAACAGUGAUGUGUCUAAACAAUGUCUCGUAGGAUAAUUUUACCAUAGGAUUUACGUGGACAAUAAAGUUGAACAUUUUAAAGUUGAAUUUUCUCAGAAAUUAAAGUUGAAGGUUUACCACUUAACGUAUUUUAUUUUUAUGUUAUAAUAAUGGCUUAUUACCUUUAUCUUUACCGUUACAAAAUUUUGAUGAACACUCACUCUAAUUUCAAACCAUUUAUUGUUAUAUAAAAUAUAGAGGCAAUCCACGUAACGUUUUGAAUAUGUUAUGUUAAUGUUAUUUUUUUACUUAAGCAAGUCCAACCCAUUAACGUUUUGGAAAUAAGAUUGAAAAAGGAGUUCAGAUUGUUUAUUUUCAAAUGUGGAUGACAUUUUAAUGGAUUUAGCUCUGUAAUUAGUUCACCAGUACUUUUGCUUUUCUACUCUUAAUGAUUAAUGAUCUUAUGUUUAAUGAACUUUAGUCAUAUUUGUCCUAGAGUUAAAAAAACCAAAAAAAAAACCCUGAUUAUCGUGUCUUAAUGCACGAGUUGUACGAGUUUUAUUUGCUGGCAAAGUUUAUAAAAAAGGUAAGUGACUAAAAAAUGUUGGUGAAUAUUAAAGAUUGAAUAUAUACUGAAAUAAAAAGAGAGAACAGGCAAAGAUAAA